AAACAAACAAGUUGAAGAAAGGAUUGAAUUGAAGGUGAGAGCCCCCUAAACCAAAAGUGUGUUGUAGUUUUGUUCUCUCUCAAUCCCAUGCUCCAACCAUGAAUUCUUCCACCCAAUGAACCCAUGCUCUUGACCAUCCUCACAGUACAUGAUUACACUCUCCUCUUCUUCCUCCUCAAAAUCAUUCAACUUCACAAUGAACAUGGCCUUAUUAUCUUCUUCUUCUUCUUCAACCCCAACUCAUCUUUCCACUCUCUCUCCUCCUUCUUCCAAACCCCACCACCUUACCCACAAACCUUAUCUUUUUCUUCUUCCUCUCCAAAAACCCAGAAAAACCCACCUCUUAAUUUCUCCUCUUAGAGUCUCAGCUUCUGAUAAUGGAGCUGGGGUUGCAGCCUCUACUGCUACUGUUACUGAGGAGAAGGUUUUAGAAACCCCAUCUGAGGAAAAAGGAACUGAUUCUUCGCCCAAAUUGGAGGAAAAAGAAGAGGAUGUAACACCCAUUAAAACUGCUGAACAAUUGGUGAAGAAAUUUCAGAACCCAAAAUGGGUUAAUGGAAAUUGGGAUUUGAAGCAGUUUCAGAAAAAUGGCACUACUGACUGGGAUGCUGUUAUUGAUGCUGAGGUGAGGAGGAGGAAGUGGCUUCAAACCUACCCGGAAUCUUCCAAUAAUGAUGAACCAGUAGUUUUUGACACUUCUAUCGUCCCUUGGUGGGCAUGGAUCAAGAGAUUCCACCUUCCUGAAGCUGAGCUUCUUAAUGGUCGUGCUGCAAUGAUCGGUUUCUUCAUGGCGUACUUUGUUGAUAGCUUGACUGGUGUAGGUCUUGUUGAUCAAAUGGGUAACUUCUUCUGCAAAACUUUGUUAUUUGUUGCUGUUCUUGGUGUGUUGUUCAUCCGGAAGAACGAAGAUCUAGAUAACUUAAAGAAACUACUAGAAGAGACGACUUUGUAUGACAAGCAAUGGCAAGCAACAUGGCAAGAUGAGAGCAGUACCACUUCCAAGAAAGAUUAGCCUUCUAGUUUAUAGAUUUUUCUUCUGAAUAUGGUUUUGUUUGCAUUUAUAAGGAUAGGCUUCGUCCAAUAUUUUAUCCGUGAAGACUUUUUUAACACGAUUUUUAUGGUAUGGAGCAUUCCAGUGACUUGUAACCUCCAUGUAGAAAUGAGAGCAUGGUUUGUUGGAAUUUA
Molecule: messenger RNA, 1185 nt
Organism: Beta vulgaris subsp. vulgaris (sugar beet)
Lineage: Eukaryota; Viridiplantae; Streptophyta; Magnoliopsida; Caryophyllales; Amaranthaceae
Exons: 3
Coding region: 149-1012 (287 amino acids)
Source: RefSeq, a predicted model, not a curated record